CGGCAAGCACUCUCUCUAGUCCAACACUCUUUUUCAGAUCCCGGAGCCCGGACGAUACUGGCAGAGGUUUUGAUGACCACAGGCGUAGGAUGAGCAGUAGGGGUGGAACGAGACUGUCAACAAUGGAUUUCUUAUAGGUCCUCGAUGCGAUUCAACUGUAUGCACAAGCUUGGAAGCCAUUCCUGGUGAAAAGACAACCUUCAGCCUCUUCAGCCCCACGCCUCUCCCCGGAGUGCCUUUAUCCACUUGGCCAUACUCUAAAUCUUCAUCUCAUUAGAGAUUUUGUGAGGCCUUCUGCCUCUGCACAGUCUUCCUGGAUUGAAUCCUACAAUUACCAGGGAGGAAGUGGAACCUCCAGCAAAACCCUGGAAACUGCCUAAACCUAAGACACCAAAGGGCCCACUGGUUCUCGCUCCGCCCCACUUUCUGAGAGCAGCCAUGGCCCUGACUGACGUCGACGUGCAGAAGCAGAUCAAGCACAUGAUGGCAUUCAUCGAGCAAGAAGCCAAUGAAAAGGCAGAGGAGAUAGAUACCAAGACAGAGGAAGAGUUCAACAUCGAGAAAGGCCGCCUCGUGCAGACCCAGAGACUAAAGAUCAUGGAUUAUUAUGAGAAGAAGGAGAAGCAGAUAGAGCAGCAGAAAAAAAUCCAGCUCUCCACCAUGAGGAACCAGGCACGGCUCACAGUCCUGAGAGCCCGAGACGAUCUCAUCUUGGAACUGCUCAGGGAGGCGAAGGAGAGACUCAGUAAAACCGUGUCGGAUCUAGGUGUCUAUCAGGAGCUGCUGGAUAAGCUUGUGCUCCAGUCCUUGCUCCGGCUUCUGGAGCCUGUGAUGCUCGUCCGCUGCAGGCCGCAGGACCUCCACCUGGUGGAGGCUGCGGUGCAAAGAGCCAUCCCUCAGUACGUGAUGCUCUGCCAAAAGCAUUCAGACGUCUAUGUGGAUCAAGAGAUAUAUUUGCCAUCGAAUACCGCUGGAGGGGUGGAGGUCUACAGCGGCGAUCACAGAAUAAAGGUUUCCAAUACCCUGGAGAGUCGACUGAAUCUCGCGCCCUGGAAAUGAUGCCAGAGAUCCGAAAGACUUUGUUUGGAGUUAAUGCCAAUAGAAAGUUCUUUAUAUAAGGCUCUGGAUAGGGAAGCUUGGAUUGAACUGCAAAGUCAGAAAAGUCUUAAGUCGUUUGACAACGAG
Peromyscus leucopus (white-footed mouse) is the source of this 1185-nucleotide messenger RNA. RefSeq names its product ATPase H+ transporting V1 subunit E2 (gene Atp6v1e2). Gene Ontology annotation, molecular function: proton-transporting ATPase activity, rotational mechanism. The coding region runs from base 439 to 1059 and encodes 206 amino acids. Lineage: Eukaryota; Metazoa; Chordata; Mammalia; Rodentia; Cricetidae. The record is from RefSeq and is a predicted model, not a curated record. The transcript is spliced from 2 exons. Gene Ontology annotation, biological process: proton transmembrane transport. Gene Ontology annotation, cellular component: proton-transporting two-sector ATPase complex, catalytic domain.